Molecule: messenger RNA, 1326 nt
Organism: Diatraea saccharalis (sugarcane borer)
Lineage: Eukaryota; Metazoa; Arthropoda; Insecta; Lepidoptera; Crambidae
Source: the annotation of a GenBank genome assembly
UAGCACUUAAUAUCUUUUUUGACACGGUUCGUCUUUUUUGCUUCUAGAAACUAAACUAUAACAAAACUUUUGUAAACUACAAGAGAUAUGAAGAACUAUUCUUAGGAACGCUACAUUUAUACAAUAAAAAACUAGUAUUCAGUUCGGGAAUCGAACUCUGACAUUUUGAAAAAUUAAACAGGUACUUACAUACAUACCGAUUGUGUUGGUUUUAAGCAAUAAAUGUUACUAUAAAACAUGAUGAUUAAAAUGAAUAAAAUUCAUUGCUUUUCAUAUCCUCUAAUAUAUUUUUCAAUGCAGUUGCUCAUAAAGCGCUAUUUUAUAAAUCCGUUGUAAACACCAAAAGUGAGUCUUUAAAUACGUGUUAAAUAAAAAUGUACUGAAAUCCUUUACUGCACACGUGCUUAAAAGUAUAUUAUUAAAUUUUUUUGGCCGAGCACCAAAGAAAUUUAAAAAAAAUUGAUGAAAAUAUGUCAAACUUUAGAGGCAAAAAUAUUUCAAGGAGCCUAGAACGAAUAUUUUCAAAUAAAAAUGUAUGACACGAAAACAGGCUGUAUUUGUAGUUGCAUCUUUGCCUCAACAAAAAAAAAAAGAAAGCGCGCCAUUCGUGAAAUAAUUUUCUUACUUUCUGCGUGGAUAUUCUAUUGUGUUUUCGUAAUGAGCUCUUCUGACUUAGAAAAUUUAGAUUUAACUCCUUCUGAUAUAACAGAAGACGCCCAAAGAGCCAAUGAAGCAAUUUUUCCGGAUAAAUCAAGAGACAAGUACUUGGAAAAAUACGAAAAGUUCAUGAAAUGGAGGAGUGAAAAAAAUUGUAUAUCGUUUUCUGAAAAUGUAUCGUUGGCGUACUUCAAUGAGCUUUCCUUGAAAUAGAUACCAAUCAUCGCUGUGGUCCAAGUUCUCGAUGUUAAAAAGUACGCUGAGCUGCAAAAAUGACAGUAAUGUACAGCAAUUCACAAAACUUGUUGCAUUUUUAAAAAUAAUGAUGGAUUUUGACCUAAAAAAUCUAUAGUAUUGUCAUCAAAAGACGUUGAAAUUUUUUUGAAUGAUGCCCCAGAUAGCAUCUACUUGGCAACAAAGGGACGUAGUUUGCACUUUAUAUUACUAUAUUCAAUGCAUUACCGUACCAGACUUCCGCCCGCGUUGAAUUCGGUUAUAUCGCUCUCCCUAAGAAACUCUUGGAAUCGGAAUAAAAUUAUCCUAUGUCCUUUCUUGGUGUCUAAAGUAUCUCCAUACCAUCAAAUUUCAUCAAAAUCGGUCAAGUAGUUCAGACGUUAAAGCUUAACAGACAGACAGAGUUACUUACGUAUUUAUAAUAUUAGUAUGGAU